This is a messenger RNA of Quercus lobata, 2575 nucleotides long. RefSeq names its product BTB/POZ domain-containing protein POB1-like. Bases 766 to 2151 code for a protein of 461 amino acids. Gene Ontology annotation, cellular component: nucleus. NCBI's taxonomy places the organism in Eukaryota, Viridiplantae, Streptophyta, Magnoliopsida, Fagales, Fagaceae. The transcript is spliced from 6 exons. Gene Ontology annotation, biological process: response to red light. The record is from RefSeq and is a predicted model, not a curated record. Gene Ontology annotation, molecular function: protein binding.
GGGGGUUGUGGAUAAAUUAGAAUGGUUCUUUUUGAAAAAUCAAGGUUUCCAAGUGAAGAACUACUACAAGACAUUGAGAGGGGGAGGGAAUCUCUUCAUUGGAAGAGCAUUUGGAAAAGUGCACCCUUCUCGUGGUUUGUGUUAUGAGGAAAGAGUUUGACUAUGGAGUACCUAAUAAAGAAAGGGGUAAUUAUUAUGAAUAGGUGUUUUAUGUGUAAAAUCAAGGCUCAGGAAUUGUGGUCUUCACUUUUUUGCUUGGUUGGUGUUUCUUGGGUACUGCUUUAUUCCAUGUUGGAUUUUGGGAGGGACAUCUUGGCGAGAGAAGCCAUGGGGGGAUUUCAAAAGUUGUUAAUGUUUUGCCUUUGGAGAGAAAGAAAUGCUCAUUGCUGUUAGGGGAAAGGGCUGCACACGAUGAAGUUGAUGUUCUUAUUUUUCAAGACAUUAGAUGAAUGGGCUAUUCUCAUACAUUUCGACUGUGGACUUUCUAGAGUUCCUGGACACCAUGAAUUCAUUAAUCUUUAUUGUACUUUAUUUUUUAUUUUUGCUUGGGCUUUUCCUUUGUAUACUUUCCAUGUGCUAGGUUUGUGCUCCUUUCACACUUUUUCUUUUAAUGGAUUUUUAUUUCCUAUCAAAAAAGUUUAAUGAUCUGUUGUAUACAUGUUUCCUACUUUUCUGAUGUUCCUGCUAUUAGCAAUGGAGUGGUUAAAAUAACACUCAGCUGUGGAUAUCCUUGUUCACUGUGAGGAGCAGAUAUUGACCUGCAGCAUGCCAGAUACAGAGGAUGGUGAGGGUUAUGUUAAUCAAGAUGAGGAAGCUGUAGCAAUGAUUGAAGAAUCACCUUCAGGUGUUGGAAAUCAUUUGAAUAAACAUGGUGAUGAAGCUGCACCUGGCAAUGACGGAUUGUGGAGCAUGGACUGCUCAGCAGUUCUUAGAGUCAAAACCAUACACAUAAGUUCUCCAAUUUUAGCAGCGAAGAGUCCCUUUUUCUAUAAGUUGUUUUCAAAUGGAAUGAGAGAGUCAGAGCAGCGACAAGUAACUUUAAGGAUCCAUGCAUCUGAGGAAGCAGCCCUCAUGGAUCUUCUUAAUUUUAUGUACAGUAAUACUUUGUCAGCAACAACGUCGCCCGCUUUGUUGGAUGUGCUGAUGGCUGCUGACAAAUUUGAGGUUGCAUCGUGCAUGAGAUAUUGUAGCAGGUUAUUACGAAGCAUGCCAAUGUCUUGUGAGUCUGCAUUGCUCUAUUUAGAUCUUCCUUCUAGUGUGUUAAUGGCUGAUGCAGUUCAGCCAUUGACUGAUGCGGCAAAACAGUUUCUUGCUGGACGCUACAAAGACAUAACUAAGUUUCAGGAUGAGGUGCUGAACCUGCCCCUGGCUGGUGUUGAGGCAGUAUUAUCAAGUGAUGAUCUCCAGGUGCCUUCAGAAGAUGCUGUUUAUGACUUUGUGCUGAAAUGGGCUCGGACCCAUUAUCCAAAACUUGAGGACCGAAGAGAGGUCCUUGGCUUACGCCUUGGUCGCCUCAUCCGAUUUCCAUACAUGACCUGUCGAAAAUUAAGGAAGGUUUUAACUUGCAAUGACUUUGAUCCUGAGCUGACAUCAAAGGUUGUGCUUGAGGCUCUCUUUUUCAAGGCUGAGCCUCCGUAUCGGCAGCGCUCCCUCGCUGCAGAUGAGGCCAGUACCAGAUAUCAUCGCUUUGUUGAGCGAGCAUACAAGUAUCGCCCAGUCAAGGUGGUUGAAUUUGAACUACCCCGUCAGCAAUGUGUUGUGUACCUGGACCUGAAGCGGGAGGAGUGUUCACUUCUGUUUCCAACUGGUCGGGUUUACUCGCAGGCUUUUCACCUAGGUGGGCAGGGUUUUUUCUUGUCCGCGCACUGCAACAUGGACCAACAAAGCUCAUUCCAUUGCUUUGGGCUAUUUUUAGGGAUGCAAGAAAAGGGAUCAGUCACUUUUGCUGUUGACUAUGAGUUUGCAGCAAGGUCAAAGCCAACUGAGGAGUAUGUGAGCAAGUAUAAAGGUAAUUAUACUUUCACAGGAGGGAAGGCUGUCGGGUAUAGAAAUCUUUUUAGUAUACCCUGGACGGCAUUCAUGGCCGAUGACAGCCUCUAUUUCAUUGAUGGUGUUGUCCAUCUUAGGGCUGAGCUCACCAUCAGGCAAUGAGCUCUUUUUGGGUCUUGUUUUGUGGAGCUUUUGUAUGUUUUCAAUCCUCUGGCAACUCUCUCUCUAGUUUAACAUAUGCCCCUCGGAGCCUUGUUACAUUUUUUUUUCUUAAGAGGCUGUGUAAUAGUUGUAUUAUUGAUGCUGCCACAGUUGCUUUUUGGAGGUAGAAGGAUAAAAGUGGGGAUUUGUAGUAUGAUGGGUGAAAAAUGUAUAAUCUUGAAUGUAAUGUUUCCCGCCCCUUUAAAAGGAAGGUGCUGUUAAUGUAUAUGUAAUUACAUUUUUUCAUUUGCAUUUCUCUCAUGAAACAUUACCUUUCAAAAUGGCAGAAUUGUAUCAAAACUGUAAAAGAGAUGGUUGUACAUCAAUGAGUAUAUAUUUGGUGAUAAAGUGAGUGAGGGUAUCCAAGUUCCUACUCUUUCUACUA